Messenger RNA from Lachancea dasiensis, 963 nucleotides. The record is from the annotation of a GenBank genome assembly. Lineage: Eukaryota; Fungi; Ascomycota; Saccharomycetes; Saccharomycetales; Saccharomycetaceae.
AUGUCAGCCACGGUUGAGCAAGAUGCAGCAGAUUUUGAAACAAAACUCGCGGGUAACUCUAGUUCGCAUGCUUUGAGAGAAAACCUAAGGGCCCUAGCGGCAGGUGGGGUUGGAGGGGUUUGUGCGGUUCUUACAGGCCACCCUUUUGAUCUACUGAAGGUACGUUGUCAGUCCAAUCAGGCAUCAGGGACGUUGGACGCAAUUCGACGUGUUUUGAUGGAAGCCCGCGGCCAAUCAGGAGCACUGCCACUCAAUCAAAUACGAGGCUUCUACAGAGGGGUGAUUCCACCGCUGCUGGGAGUUACACCCAUUUUCGCGGUGUCCUUUUGGGGCUACGACAUGGGUAAAAAACUGGUGACCUGGGGCAGCCUGCCUAUCUCAGAAAUCGCUGGCUCAAGUUCUAAAGAGAGGCCCUUGAGUACAAAUCAAUUGGCUUUGGCGGGGUUUAUUUCGGCUAUUCCGACAACGCUGAUAACAGCACCUACCGAGCGCGUGAAAGUUGUGCUACAAACCUCGGAGCGUAGCUCCUUUGCUAGUGCUGCCCAAAAAUUGAUGCGGGAAGGUGGAAUUCAGUCUCUCUUCAAAGGAUCUUUAGCCACCCUGGCUCGCGAUGGACCGGGGAGCGCACUAUAUUUCGCCUCGUACGAGGUCUCCAAACGGUAUUUAUCCAGAAAUCGGGAAAGUGACGCAUUGAGUAUUUUUAGCGUUUGCGUUGCUGGUGGCAUUGCGGGUAUGGCUAUGUGGAUAGGUGUGUUUCCCAUAGACACCAUAAAGACAAGGUUACAAUCGAGUUCUUCAGCUGCGAGUAUGUCGGACGCGACUAGGGAGAUUUACCAACGUGCUGGAAUCAAGGGUUUUUUCCCUGGUAUUGGACCUGCUUUGAUGAGGAGCUUCCCUGCUAACGCUGCCACAUUUCUAGGCGUCGAACUUACCCAUCAUUUCUUCAAGCAGUACAACAUCUGA